AUGGUUGAUUUCACCCUUUCUGCAUCUGAGCAGCAAAUAAGGGCAGCAGCGCGCAGUUUCGCUUCCGCCCAUCUUGCUGGUGCUAAAGCCAUCUACUCCAAGUUAUCCACACCCGAAGAGCGGUUUCAGGCUCUCCGACCCAUCUACGAGGCUGCAGUCAAGGCCGGUCUCAUCAAAGGCCAAGUACCAGCCGCAGUCGGGGGUAGCAGUACCAGCUUGGUCGAAGCGGCCAUUCUGGUAGAGGAGUUUUAUGCGGUCGAAGCGUCCGCCUCCUUGACAAUAUUCGGCACCGGAUUGGGCCUCACCCCUCUGGCGCUGGCGUAUCGACCCUCAGUCCAUGAAUUUUUGGACCCUUUCCUCUCAGGUGAAGGUUCACCGCUUGCAUCGUUGGUCUUUUCGGAGCCUGCUGGCGUCGCGAAUUGGCUAGAACCUGGAGCGACUGGCCUACAGACGACUGCACGCCGCGAAGGAGAUGAGUGGAUUCUGAAUGGAGAGAAGAUCUGGGCGACAAAUUCUGCAGGUUGGGACUUCAAAGGAGCCGACCUGAGUUGCGUGGUGUGCCGGUGUGUCGACGAAGAGGUGGUUACGCGGGCGUCCCAUCCGCGCGAUCUCAUCAUGAUCGUACUGGUCACACGGGAGGAUAUUGAGCGUAAUGAACGAGGAUGCUUUCGGAUCCUAAAGCAUCUAGAGACCGCGGGCCACACUGCGGUAUCUGGGCCUCAUCUCAAGUAUACGAAUCUACAAGUUCCAGCCAAGAAUGUUCUAUGUGCUCCUGGAACUGGCGCUCCUAUUGUGAUGCACUCUUUCGAGAUCUCUGCAAUGCUGGUGGGUGCGAUGGGUGUAGGCAUUCAACGAGCGGUCUUUGACGCUGCACUGGCAUUCUCACGCGACUCUCGCGGAGGCACGGUGCCCAUCGCGCAUUGCUUAGCGUCGAGUCAGGGUGCGCAUGCUCAGCGACGGGAGCCGGCGCUGCUAGCGAAGAUAUACUGCUCAGAUGCGUCAGUGCAGUCAUGUACAGAUGCCAUCAAUGCAGUGGGCAUCUCCGCGUAUAACCUCGAGAUGCCAUUUGCGGAGUUGCUCUCCACGGCCAUUGUUCUGCCUAUCUUCGAUGGGGGAAAUAUCGGCAUCCGACGAAGGGCGGUGCAGGAGCUGUUCAUGGCGGAAGGGUAUCAGCCAUGGGAAACAAGUUUCGGAAAUCAUGAGAGUCAGUGA
This is a messenger RNA of Penicillium lagena, 1212 nucleotides long. Its product is annotated as acyl-CoA dehydrogenase family protein. Gene Ontology annotation, molecular function: flavin adenine dinucleotide binding. The coding region runs from base 1 to 1212 and encodes 403 amino acids. Lineage: Eukaryota; Fungi; Ascomycota; Eurotiomycetes; Eurotiales; Aspergillaceae. Gene Ontology annotation, biological process: butyrate catabolic process; fatty acid beta-oxidation using acyl-CoA dehydrogenase. The record is from RefSeq and is a predicted model, not a curated record. The transcript has 7 exons.